CUCUCCUUUUAUUCCUCCAAGGCUGUUGCUGGGGGGCAUUGUUAGGUUUUUUUUCUUUGGUCGAGGCGUGGUGGUGCUGCUGCUCCAUCCGUGAUCUAAGCGCUGGCGCUGGCGCGCGGCAGUCGGCGUCGACAUCGGCUGAUCGAUGCGCGGGGCAUUCUGGUGAGCUAGAGUCUCUUGCCACGAAUCCAGAGAGAAUGUAGCGCCCGGCGAUGCUUGCUCCGCUCUCAUUUUCCUCGCUAGAGAUUGCCUGCACGAAAAUCCCUUUCCCUUGCCUCUUGCUCAUCUGUACGACACGAUCGGGAUUCUCAAUUCGUGGAAUUGCGGUAUUCGUGAUCUUUGCAGCUGUCGAGUGGCGGUGAUGAGUCUAUGACGGUGGAGACGUCGCGAUUGCUGUGAAUACCACUGCUGUCGAUCGAGGAAAGAAAAAAAAAAGAGGAUGUGUGGGGGCCCUGAGCACUCGAAGCCGGUCGCAAAGAAUUACAGAAUGAUGCUAGCUGACGACGUCCUAGGCCGCUCGCCACUGUCGCAGCACCCAGAAGCUCUUCUCAAGCCGCCCUUAUUGUGGUCAGACAUGGACAAGGGCUGCAAGGAACGCGAGACCACUCCAUCGCUACUCGAGCUAGCUGCCAACAAUGAUCUGGAAACUUUCAGGAGGGUUGUGGAGGAGGGGGGUAUGGAUUUAGACGAGCCCGAUAGCUGGUACUUGAGGAAAAUUGGGAGCACCAAGAUGGCCACCGAGAAGAGGAGCCCGUUGAUGAUUGCGGCCUUGUAUGGGAGCAUCGACGUUCUGAGCUACAUUCUCAAGUCAGGCAAGGUUGAUGUCAAUAAGUUCUGUGGCGAGGACGAAGUCACUGCUCUUCACUGUGCUGCCGCUGGUGGUUCUUCUCGUGGUGUAGAUGCUGUGAAGCUGUUGCUCUCGGGUGGUGCCAACAGUAGCUUGAUGGAUGCAUACGGUCGUCGGCCAGCACAGGUGAUAGCGGUGCCACUCAAGCUGCGGUCUACGAAGUCUGAAUUGGAGAAGAUGCUGUCCGCAACUGGUACGGCGAGGCACAGCCUUGAUACCGAUUGCAAGGGAGCUCAUCAGAGUAACGGGGGUGGCGCUUUCUCCUCAUCAAAGCUGGACGACGACUCCUUCGCAGAUACGAGAGAAGGUUUCGUUUCAAUGUCGUCCAUGUCUUCGGUUUGCUCGUCUCCGGACUCGUACUCUCCAGUUUUCUCGCCCCAGUUCCCUUCGUCACCCAAGUCUGCGGAGAAUCCAAGUGAUGAGAAGACGAAGGACUAUCCAGUCGACCCGUCACUGCCGGACAUCAAGAACAGCAUCUACACCACGGAUGAGUUCCGGAUGUUCUCCUUCAAAGUCCGGCCGUGUUCCAGAGCCUACUCGCACGACUGGACAGAGUGCCCGUUUGUUCAUCCUGGCGAGAACGCCCGACGAAGAGAUCCGCGACGGUUCCACUACAGCUGCGUGCCAUGCCCAGAUUUCCGGAAGGGUGCGUGUCGACGGGGCGAUACGUGCGAGUACGCGCAUGGAGUUUUUGAGUGCUGGCUCCAUCCAGCGCAGUAUAGGACGCGGCUUUGCAAAGAUGGUACCAGCUGCAGCAGGAGAGUGUGCUUCUUUGCGCACACCUCGGAGGAGAUGAGACCGCUGUUCGUCUCGAUGGGAUCGGCAGUGCCGUCGCCGAGAGCCUCGUCGCCACUGGAUGCCGGCUCCGUCAGCCCGCCACUCUCUUCAACGUCCCAGUCUCCAGUUAUCAUGGUGCCACCUUUCUCUCCAUCGAAUGCUUCCGGGAGCGGACUUAGUACUCCUCCACUGUCACCGUCCGGCGGAGGUUCCUGGUCGCAGCCCACGGUCCCGACGCUUCAUCUUCCCGGAGGUGCCGGACUCCAAGCUAGCCGGCUAAGAGCGGCUCUCAGUGCCCGAGACAUCCCGGUGGAGGGGGCCGACUACGACGGGCAUCUGGCACCUGAGCUAUCUUCGAUGUCUCGGCAGAGCUCACUGCUGAGCUCCAGUGCCCGCAUGCACAAGUUUGGCAACUUGGGUCUGAGCAUUCCCUCCACCAGCUUACAGGACUUGUUCUCGGCGGAGGUGUCGCCUUUGUCAGCCGUGCACCAGUCGCAGCUCACGCCGCAGGAGCACUCGCUUCUCUCCCAGCAGCUGCAUUCUCAGCUCCAGCUCCAGCAGCUCCUCUCCCCGCUGUCAACGAUGUCACAGCUCCAGAGUCACGUUAGUCCGCAGUUCCAGAGCCCGGUGCAAUCGAUCUUCAGUGCGGGGUCGCCGUGCUCCAUGGCUCGAAGAUGUUCAGACGGGACUGAUCUAAGCACCUCCACGGCCGCGGAGGUGUUGGCAGCGGGACGCAAAGCCUCCGCGUUUGCACAGCGGGAUAGAGGGAGCUGGAGUAUGAAGGAGGUGUCUGGAUCGUCGCUACCAUCGGCUUCGUGGUCCGACUGGGGGUCUCCCACUGGAAAGCCAGACUGGGGGAUACAAGGACAGGACUUGGGCAAGUUCCGGAAGUCGGCCUCGUUUGCUACUCACGGUGGACCGGAGCCGGAUCUCUCGUGGGUGCAAACUCUGGUGAAGGACGGUCCUGUGGAGACGACGUCGUCCUCUUCCACGGACGAGUUCUAUGCUUCCUGGCCGAAAACCGAGCAGCAGCAGCAGCAGCAGCAGCAAUAGACGAAGGUAUGGCGAGAAAUUUUUUUCUUCCAUUUUGAGUUUUCGUAGUUUGGUUGGCUCCGAGGAGGGAGUGUCAGUGUCCGAUGCGAUGGUCGAUCGAAAACUCGAUCGAUCGUCGCGGAGGAGUUGGAACAGGGAAGGAUCCGGCAGGGGAAGAUUUUCUUGACAGAUUUGUUCUUGGAUCGAUGAGAGAGCGCUCCGAGAAGAUCUUUUAUCGAGGACUUGGUUGUACAGGUAACAACACCCAACAACGUAUACUACUCAUCUCUUUAUUCUAUAGAGAAGAGCGGCAUCUUCUUCUUCUUCUUCGAUUUUAUCUAAUGACUGCAAACGUGGAUCACGUCGUCGACAAGAAUUUGCCUGGGACAAUUUUUUGGUUGGAUUUAUUUUUUCUCCUUUUUAUUUUUCAAUUUCAUUUGGUUAAAAGACAAUGUAGUUAACACUUUGGAUUCAUUGUGAAUUAGAUCUUUGGAUUUGUAAAGAUUUGGCAGAUCACACAAUAAAAUUGUAAGCUUCAUUGCGCAA
Molecule: messenger RNA, 3202 nt
Organism: Selaginella moellendorffii
Lineage: Eukaryota; Viridiplantae; Streptophyta; Lycopodiopsida; Selaginellales; Selaginellaceae
Product: zinc finger CCCH domain-containing protein 30
Exons: 2
Coding region: 440-2677 (745 amino acids)
Molecular function (GO): metal ion binding; protein binding
Source: RefSeq, a predicted model, not a curated record